GAGAGGUGGGGAGAGAGGGAGAGAGAGGAAGAGGGAGAGGGAGAGGGAGAGAGAAGAGGGAAAGAGAGGAAGAGAGAAAGAGAGAGAGAAAGAGAGAGAGAGAGAAAG
Messenger RNA from Protopterus annectens (West African lungfish), 108 nucleotides. RefSeq lists its product as uncharacterized. The transcript is spliced from 2 exons. Lineage: Eukaryota; Metazoa; Chordata; Ceratodontiformes; Protopteridae. The annotation marks the transcript as partial. The record is from RefSeq and is a predicted model, not a curated record.